Messenger RNA from Xiphophorus maculatus (southern platyfish), 2697 nucleotides. RefSeq names its product V-set domain containing T-cell activation inhibitor 1-like. The transcript has 7 exons. The coding region runs from base 92 to 901 and encodes 269 amino acids. The record is from RefSeq and is a predicted model, not a curated record. NCBI's taxonomy places the organism in Eukaryota, Metazoa, Chordata, Actinopteri, Cyprinodontiformes, Poeciliidae.
UUAUUGCUCUUCGGAAGCUGAAAGCAAGAGUUAGAGAUGACUCAGUCAGUCUGCGAGGAGUGGCUACGCAAGCCUAUAUAGUGAGAGCCUUAUGCGACAUUGUCAGAUUUCACCAGCUAUGGAGCUUCUUUUAGGUGUGUUUCUCUGCCUCCUGAUAUUUACUGGAAAGGCGUCUGGUAAUAAAGCCGAUCCUCACAAGAUUCAAGUCAAAGAAGAUGUCAGUGUCACUCUACCUUGUUUAUUUAGCACAGCAGUUACAGACAAGAUCAUUGACUGGAAAAAAGAUGAAAAGGAGGUACUUCUCUAUGACCUCAACAAACUUUCACAUCAAGCUGAGGAGUUUAAAGAUCGUGUGUCUCUUUUUCCAAAUGAACUAAAGUCUGGAAAUGCCUCAAUGCAAAUCAAAGAAACAAAGGUGUUAGACAGUGGAAAUUACACCUGCAUAUAUCUUAACAAUGGUGAAUAUUUGGCAGCAGCCAGUCACCAAGUUGAGCUAACUGUUGAAUACAUCUUAAAGGACAGAACGAGACAAAAAAGGAAAGGUGCAUUUGCAAAACCAUCAGUUAUAAUAAUCAAUGAAACUGCUGAAGGGACCCUACUGAGCUGUAAAGUACUUAGUGCUUCUCCUAGACCCACCGUAGUCUGGUAUGACAGUGCUGGACGCAGCCUUCCUGUUGAAAAGAAAGAGAACCCAGAAACAGAGGGUCACUACAAUAUUUUCCUCAACACUAUAGUGACUAUAACAGGCAGGUAUACCUGUGUAGCCACACAGAAGGAACUCCAUCAUCAAAUUAAUGAAACCACAUUUGUACGUGUCCAAGGUUCUGUCAGAGGAUUAAUUCAUGGAGAUGGAGUUGGAGUUGGAGUUCUCAUUGUCAUUGCCAUUGCAGCUAUAGUCUAAUAUUUUCUGUGGUGCAAAAGCCCUUCAGGAGACAGGACUAAAGACGUCGCAAGCUCUGAGGGUAAACGGCGUAAUUUCGAAGCCCAGGAUGUUUCUAAAUGAACUAAUAAUGCAUGAGAUGUGGAAUAAUUGAUAUGCAAUGUUUCUCAAUAGGAAAAAUUGAUAUUCAUUUUGUUGCGAGGGCUUAAAAAAAGUGUUUUAGGACAUUAAAAAGUCUGCCAGUCAUUACUAUCACAUAAAGAUUUUCUAAACACAUGGUAAAUAAUCAACAGUUGUACAUGUGUGACUAAAGAGGAAUUACCUCAGCCAUAAUUCAUUUUGUUUUUUAAUUAAGAUUACAGGUUUAUUAACCAAAUCAAGAUUCAAUCCCUCUUUCAUUCUGACACUGAUCAUCAGAGGCAGAACAACUUUUGGGUUAUACUGAAUUAAACUAUGUUGAAAUAAACUCAGUCUCAUCUCAGUCUAAGAUUCAGUAAAAUAUUUGAUUACUGUUAUAAGAAAAAAAAAAAACUUACUCCAUUGCUGGCUACUGCUGCCACAGAGCCUUUAUUGUCAUAUUCAGAAUAUUUUCACACCCCAUAUUCAUUGGUUUCUGUUUUGACCAAAUUGAUGUGAGCUUAACAGAGUUAGAGGUUACGUAAUGAUACAGAAUGCAGCUAUAUGUAUAUUUUAUGCACACAGCCAUAUUUUAUAUGGCUGUGUGCAAAAAAUGUUUUGGCUGUGUAUUUUUUUUUUAAAAAAAGCUGCUUUUUACUUUUUUUAAAAAGUAAAAAGUGUUGUAUUGUUAUAUUUUCUCCUCAUCAGCAUUUUAUUUAAAUCUUUGUUUUUUUAUGAGAUACUCAGUAGUUUUUUCUAGUCUGUUUUAGAAACAGUAGUUUCAGCAAACAGUAAAACCUAAUUUCAUUUUAGCCAUUUCAUCAAAUUCAGUAACUUGCAUAGUAUUGAAAUAUGAUGCUGAUUUUGUUGCCUUAUUAAAUGUUUCAUAACCUCUGGACUUUAGGUUAAGAUCUAAAAGGAGGUGGUUUCCAUGAGUAGUGGGCAAUUAUAUGAAGCCUUUUUAAAAACGUACCCUGAAUAAAUUAUCAUUUAAAACUGAAAGGUAGCUUAAGAAAAUGGUAUUAUUGUGAACCACAUAUCUUAUAAUAAAACCUGGGAAGAUAUCCUGUUACUGUGAUCAGUAUGAAUGUAUAUAAAUCCAAUUCAUGGAAUGCUUUUUAUUUUUCUAGCUACAUUAUUUUGGUCUCAUUCUUGUGUUUAUUAAUUGAUUUUGUUAUGGACUGAUUUAAACUUAACCUUUUAGAAUACAGGCACAUGCCUGUAUUCUAAAAGAAAAAGUGAAAGAGUGGGAACACUUUGUGGUGGCACUCUAGUUUAAAAUUAAACUGCAGCGACAAUACAUUUUCAAAAAGAUGUUCAUUAAGUUAUAUUUGAAGUGAUUUCCUUUGAAUGUCAACAUGCAGUCACACAGUUGAUGCUUUUGUCUUUCAUCUUUAAUCUCUAUUUUGUUCACUGACAUCUGUGCUUUUUUUUUUUUUUUAAUUUUGCUUUAUUUUUCUCUACUUUGCUGUAAACUGUAAACCACAAGUGCUGCUUUAACUUUCAGAAAUGCAUCAAAGUAGUUGUUUUUUUCUUUUUUGUUUGAUUUUUUUUUUUUGGCCAAGCUGAAGAAAAACUUCUCCAAACGACUGGAACAACUGGCCACACAGCCCAAUUGCAUCUAAACUUGUACAUAAUUAAUAAAACUAAUUCACUGUACAACUAUCAUUGCUGAGUUUAAUAAAUGUUACAGCUGGUUA